CGGCGGCGCGCGGUUUUGGGUCUUCAAAAUGUUUGCCAAAGCAACAAGGAAUUUUCUUAAAGAAGUUGAUGAUGAUGGUAACCUGAUUUCAGUCUCAAACUUGAAUGACUCUGAUAAAUUACAACUUCUAAGUCUGGUGACUAAAAAGAGGAGAUACUGGUGCUGGCAGAGACCCAAGUACCAGUUUCUAUCUGUCACCCUGGGAGAUGUACUGACAGAAGAUCAAUCUCUGAAUCCAGUGGUCCUGGAGUCAGACUUUGUGAAGUAUGAGGGCAAGUUUGAAAACCACAUAAGUGGGACCAUCGAGACGGUUCUGGGCAAAGUGAAGCUGAAUGUGGGUGGCAAAAGCCUGGUGGAAAGCCAGUCUUCCUUCGGAACCCUGCGGAAGCAGGAGGUGGACCUGCAGCAGCUCAUCAGGGACGCGACAGACAGAAAGCUCAAUCUGAAAGACCCGGUGCUGCAGCAGGUGCUGGAGCGGAGGAACGAGGUCCUGUGUGUGUUGACACAGAAGAUCAUCACCAUGCAGAAGUGCGUGAUAUCCGAGCACGUGCAGAUCGAGGAGAAGUGUGGCGGCAUGGUGGGCAUCCAAACCAAGACCGUGCAGGUGUCAGCCAUGGAGGAUGGGAAUGUUGUCAAGGACAGCAAUGUGGCCCUGGAGAUCCCAGCUGCUACCACCAUUGCCUACGGCAUCAUGGAGCUGUAUGUGAAACAGGACGGCCAGUUUGAAUUCUGCCUCCUCCAGGAGAAGCAUGGCGGCUUCGAGCACGAGCGCAGGGUCGACGACCUGUACCUGGACCCGCUGGCCUACCGGGACUUCGCGUUCGUGGACAUGCCGGACGCCGGACCCGGGUCGACUUCCCACCAUGUUCUAAAGCAAGCAACCUUGCGCCUGGAGAGCAAUUUCCACCCCUUUGUGGAGCUGCCGGAGCAGCAGCAGACAGCUGUGUGGCACCUGUUGCAGAUAGUCCUGUUCGAUGAGGAGUUCCUCGUGGCUCUAGAGCAAGUGUGUGAUGACGUGGCCAGUAGCCUCUGGUCCCCACAGGCAGCGCUGGCCGUUGGCGGGCUGAAGGCUGCUCAGCAGCAGGACCUGAUGGCCUUCCUGGGGCUGGUCGGGUGCAGGGUGCAGGGUGAGCAUCCUGGCCCUGCAGAUGAGGUCAGCAACCGGAAGCUCUUUGCCACUGCCUACUUCCUGGUCAGCGCACUAGCCGAAAUGCCAGAUAACGUUGCUGCUCUUCUGGGCACUUGCUGUAAACUCCAGAUGAUUCCUACGCUGUGCUGCUUGCUGCAUGCUCUGUCUGAUGAUGAAAUAUCUGAUCUUGAAGACCCAGCCUUAACGCCUCUGAAAGACACAGAGAGGUUUGGGAUUGUGCAGCGCCUGUUUGCCUUGGCUGACAUUAACCUGGAGAGAAUGCAGUCAUCCGUGAAAGCUGUCAUCCCCAAGGAUUCUCAAGUCCUUCCGCUAAUUCUCUGUAUUGCUUUGAGUGGACUUCAUGCCCUAGGCAGGGAACAGUAGCUGCCUGUCAGUCAUAAUACAUGUAAUAGGACCAAAGCUGGUGCUUUUCAGAAUUGUUAAGGUACUACUUUAGGAUUUAGGUUUCAUGGCACAUUGAAAGUUGAUCAAUGAACA
Messenger RNA from Perognathus longimembris pacificus (Pacific pocket mouse), 1627 nucleotides. It is a transcript of the gene Gsdme, whose product is annotated as gasdermin E. The transcript has 10 exons. Gene Ontology annotation, cellular component: cytoplasm. Gene Ontology annotation, biological process: programmed cell death. The record is from RefSeq and is a predicted model, not a curated record. Bases 29 to 1513 code for a protein of 494 amino acids. Lineage: Eukaryota; Metazoa; Chordata; Mammalia; Rodentia; Heteromyidae.